Blastomyces dermatitidis ER-3 is the source of this 2370-nucleotide messenger RNA. RefSeq lists its product as uncharacterized. Bases 1 to 2370 code for a protein of 789 amino acids. The transcript has a single exon. NCBI's taxonomy places the organism in Eukaryota, Fungi, Ascomycota, Eurotiomycetes, Onygenales, Ajellomycetaceae. The record is from RefSeq and is a predicted model, not a curated record.
AUGUCUACCGGCGACCACACCGCCCAUCCUCCCGACUCGCAAGAUCGCGACAAUGACGACCUUCGAUUUCGACGACCGCAGCGAAAUGGCCAGGCGCAGAACAUGGCCUACCAGUCGCGAAUUCCUACUUUAAGUCCCAGGAAUGGCGCUCAAUCCCAUAUCACGUUUAGCAAUACCAGGACGCUGAAAGGCGCAUUCCAGGCUGCUGCUGCUGACAGCCCACCCGCGCCCGCCAACAAUGACCAUGAAGUGAAAACCCCUCCAAGACGGCUGAUCGGGAGGGAGAGGAAAAUCUCCGGACCGUCGCUAAUGGCGGAGGUUUCAAGUCCCCCUCCGGACGAACUGAUCGAAACUUAUCAGCAGAUUCACGACGCGGACGACCUGGCUGAAUAUGUCGCUCAGGACAAUUACGACCCUUCCUACGAUCUUGGAAGACUGGAUCGGACACGAAGCCCGUCCCCGAGCCCUAACGCGACGCGACGUGAAGACGAUUAUGCUAGCACCGGUGAUACCAAUGACUCCAGUCUUAAUUUCAACGAUAUUUCAGACGAGUCGCUGCGGCAAAAACCUGCUCAACAUGCUAUGGAUCAAGCCCGGCUGAAGCGUGUAACACAGCGAGAAUCCCCGGUUUUCAGCAAAGCUAAGGUCGGGCUCAAAGCUGCCCUGUCGUUUGAAAAUCUACAACGUCGGAAUGAAGAGGAAGCGCUUCGCGAAGAUGUAGAACCUUCACCCAACGUUCCAAAGACAUGGGGUUUGCGCGGGCGGGUGUCCAAGGAUUGGCUGAACAAAGCUAGUCGACCCAAUGGGAAUAAUCACGUUGAUGAGGGGACUGCGCAGUCAACGGACCAAGCACUAGAGCAUGAUAUCGAUUUUACUGCUAGGUCGUUACAGAUUUCUAGUAGUCCGCCUGUGCGAAACAAUCCACCGGCAAGGAACGAGAUUGAAAAUUUCAUAAACAAACCGGUGGUGGAAAAUAGGUUAGGGGGCACCGAAAGGAGGGCGCCGCAGGAGCAGGUCCGAUUUUCAAUAGAGGGAGACCCUAUACCGAAUUCUCCCGUUACUAUAUAUCGAGAGACAGAUCGCGAAAGGCAGAGACAUUUAUCUAAAAACGACCCACAGGAACUUUUACGAACACUUUCGAGAAGAGAAAGUCCAAGUGUAGCCAGCACGCCAGAGCAGACCCCAGCUGAUACCACUCUCCUCAACGUUAAAACACCAGUGGUGACUGGUGCAUGGAUAGAUACUCCGGCACCGGAUCGUACCGCUGAACCCCCACAAGAUCCUUCUCUUGAAAUUAAUUCCCCGAGUGCCGUGGCGGCUCCUAACCAUCCCAGAAACAGACGUUUAGCAGCGACAGCAAAGCGCCGGCCAGAAAAGCCGCCGGAAGAAAACCCACCGCCGGAAAAACCGCCGCCAGAACCGCAGGAAGAUGCAAGGCCCAAACCGAAGACGAAGCGAGCUUCUUCAAAACCAUUAAAGAAGCCCAAAUUACCGCGGAGUGCGUUGGAGGCGGUGAUUGAGGACGCGAAAUCCGAAAAUCCUGGCCUAUUGCUUGGGGAAAGCACCAUUGACUCGCUACAAGAGUUGCUUGACGAGAACUCAACUAUAUUAGAUUCUAAGCCCUUUAUCAAGUCUGAAAGCAACGAGGAAGAGGGGGAGGAGGAUGAGAAGGAGGAUGAGGCCAAGGACAAAGCCUCUGAUCAGACAGACGACGCCGUCGUUGAACGGUUGAAUAAAAAACUCCAAUCUCUUGUUCGGAGUAUCAAUGCAACCCAGACAGGACUAACAAGCCUCGAACGCCAAAUCGCCAAGGACGCCAGCAUUUUAUUAUCGCGGACUACCAAGCAAAGCAAGAAACCACACCACCGCCAUACAGAUUCCUCCUGUGACAUCUGUGACCUCCAUAGCGAUGGCCGUCACUACGUCACGUUUCCCUUACCUCGACUCUGGUAUCGUCACCCAGACACCAAUCGCCUUCGCCCCACACGCCUUAGCUGGAUCGUGCUCGGAUUUUUCACCUGGUACUUGGCGGAACUGGUUAUGUGUGACUAUUACUGCCAUCCACUAUAUGCCGCGACGUGCGAGCGGAAUUGUCUCGAUCCUAACGCGCCGCGGAUGCCUCUGGUUAUACCAACCAUGCUCUGGCGCUGGUCGCACCUCUCAGUUAUAUUGAACCCUGUGUGGACAAUCCUGGUUGCGGGAUUCCGAUUCAUAGCACAGCUCCUGGGUCUCUGGGACGGAUUUUUCGACAGCCCUCCUGGUGGCGAGUGGCCGGUUGUAGAUUACCAGCACACUAACAUACCCGCACAUGCUCCGAAUUUUGAAUUGUUUGAAUCCGAUAUGGGGAUGAUGCAGGAUGAAUUUGUAUAG